AGUGACAGCGACAUAAUCGUCAAGAUCCGCAUAUACACAUAUAUGAUCUAACCAUGAAUGAAGAGGACAAAAGUAAGAUUACUGAGAACUUGACCGUGUUGAGAGAAAGUGUGAUGAUCAGUAUUCAUCCUAUUCUACAUACACUGAUCGAGAAAGGUGUGUUCAAGUUCGAGUUUCUUGCACAAUUUGACCAAAUUUCAGACCGACACAACCAGUUCAGUAAAUUUAUUUCUUUUCUGACAUCAUCAGGGCACAAACUGGCCUACAGUACGUUUAAGACCGCAUUGAAGGCAGAGGGAUUUCAUAAUUUGGUGGAAACCAUGGAAAGAACAGAGCCGGACCCUAACAGAACAAUUCACUCUGAGCAGGUAGAGUCUGCAACGGCAGCCGGUGCUCCUGGUGGAGAACUUCUUGGCGCUAUGAAAGAAAUGUUUGCUGAUGCUGAACGGAAACAUGAAGAAAGGAUGAAAAGAAUUGUAGAGGACGUGUCCCACAUACGAAAGAAACAGACAGAAGCGGAGUUGUUACGACAAGAAGAUCAGAAACAUCUUCAUGAACUGCAUGAGUUGAAUAAGAGAACUCUCGGAAUACUUCAACAGUCUUCAGGUGAAGAGAAACAUUUAAGAGAAGAAUUUACACGCUUACAAGAGAUACAGAAAGAAAUGCGUCAAACUGACAAUGAUCGUCUUCUCCGUCUCCGCGGCAAGAACUUUGAGAUACAGGAACUCAACUGCAUGAUAAAGAAAACAGAGAAACAACUAGAGGAAAAGAUAGAAGAAAAUAGCACAUUAAAGAAAACAAUUUGUGACCAAUACGAAAAACUUCAAUCUAUUCUCGAAAAGCAAAAUCAAACGCUAAAGGUACGAACGGUGAACAGACAAGUUAACCAAGCAGUCGAGGAAUACAAACGAACCGGAAUAAUCGAUUUGAAUUUUCAAAUCAGUCUCCGGGAUUAGCCUAGUAUCUUAAUUAUUUUGAUGACGAUGAAAAAAACGAACACUGAUUAUUGAUGAUGAACCGUUAUGUAAUUCGACGUGUGCAUUUGGUAUAUGCAUUAAUAUAGUUGUAUGUAAUGUUUGUAUUAGCGUAAAAAAGUAUAUUAAACACUAACCAGUGUGUGUGUAAAGGUGUGUGAGUGAAUGCAUGUACGACCGCUUGUCACUUAGCCAACUUAUUACCUUAUAUGCGGGUCGCAUAUUUCCCCCAUAUUAUAGAGGGCCGGAGUUCUGACGUUAAUCGACGACAGACCGAUAUAAAAAAAAAAGUCGAUAAAACGUCAGAAUAAUUCGGACUAGGGUUCUGGCUCCAAAUUCUAUGAUAGUGUUGAUUGUUUACAUAUCGCCGUGCGCCUGUGUGACCGGUUUUAACUAAAUAAAUAACAGCAAUUUAUGUCCAAUUUCAUAGUCCAGAACUUGUUUGUACAUACGUUUUUUAAAAUAUUGAUUGUUCAUAUUACAACUACAGAACAUUGUAGAAAUGACAUGAUUUUCCUGUUAAUUUUGUUAUUCGCCAUUUUGGAAGCUGACUAUGCGAGAUGCUCGAUACUACUUACAUUUAUUCUUAACUUCAUAGUCGUGUAAACAUGGUAGAUUGAUGGACAUUAAGUCAUUAUUAUAUGUAAAGAGUAUGCUAACCUUUUUGGCCAAAAUUUAUGUCUUUUAGUGAUGUUUUAGAUGUUUAGUCACUUGGAGAAGCCCCUCGGACUAUUUAUAAUCCAUAGCUUUAGCGGUAUUAAAUAGUAGUUUUACACGUAUUUUUCUACUCUGUACAAUUAUUUUAACACAAAGCACUUGUUGUUUGAUCGGAUAUUAUGAGAAGUCGUGUGAGAUAAAGGUAAUUACUUUUACAUGCAAUCCUAUGGGAAAGGAGUGUCUCCGGACCUCUCCCGACUAAUCACCGGACCUCUCCUGACUAGUAAUAUUUAGAAGGUUAUAAAUACAGGUCGGAUCGGACCUUUUUCUUUAGUUUAUCAGUGUCUUCGCUGGCAGACGGUCGCCUCUGAACAGGUUAGAGCCACCGGCUCAAGGGACACUACUCCCUUAUUUAUCAGCAUUGUCAUUGGAUAUAAGCUGAAAUCCCAGUAUUUGGCUAUUUAUAGCUGAAUUGUCAUUUUAUUGUAAAAUAUCUCAAAAGUUGAAGUUUUCUAGUAUUUUUGCUGGACUACAUAUCACAUUAGAAUUUAGGUGGCUUAAAAUAAAAGGUAAAAAAUCUCUAGUGAUUAGUGGGAUAUUUUACAGUAAACACAGUCAGUUAGUGUGGGCUAAUAUUUUAAAACUUCAGAGUGGUUGUGUACACAUUGUUUUUGUCUGGUGCUAGGACCUGUGUAACGAUGCCUUGUUUGUACUGUUUUAUUAUCCUGAUAUGUACUCUAUAGAUAUACCUUCGUAAUUUACUUAUUCCAUUAAUAAAAUAUAUUUG
Messenger RNA from Mizuhopecten yessoensis (Yesso scallop), 2418 nucleotides. RefSeq lists its product as uncharacterized. The record is from RefSeq and is a predicted model, not a curated record. Lineage: Eukaryota; Metazoa; Mollusca; Bivalvia; Pectinida; Pectinidae. Bases 54 to 956 code for a protein of 300 amino acids. The transcript has 3 exons.